CAACGCACACACUGCGCGGUGCGAAGUUUUUUGUGGAGGUCACAGACGCUGCCUGCAGGGAGUUGGAAUUCGCUGCUCUGAAAUAUAUUAGUUGAAGUUGCCAGCCACUUCACCUCACAUGCUAUUCACAAAAUACAGUACAUCUCUGCGUUGUUGACUUAAAAUAUAUAUAUAUAAUUUUAGCAAAAUAUUAGGUUGCAGGAUUGUGCAAACGUUUUUUUCGCGACUUUAUUCGACCGUUCCAAGACAAUACAGAAAACGGUCGGAGUUCCGACGUUUUCUCCAGGCAGGAAUAGGCACAUUUGGAGUAAACUAAAAUGCCUUGAGGUUUGCUGGUUUACUGAAACGGAUAAACAACUAAACUAUGUUGUAUUCGAACUGAAAUUCUUAGUUUUAAAACAUUGUUGGAAGGUAGAAAGAGAGACCGCACCAUACUCCGCAGUCAAUGUCCAUUACGCGUGGCUUCGCCGCGCCACUCUAUUUGAACUCGGAAAAAUAUCGAUGUUUUUUCGGGAGUUGUGACUUGAAGGCAUCAAAGGAAUCGGACAUUUAAUUCGUAUCCUACCUCCUCGAGGGUAGUUGCACAAGGAUCAGAAACGCAGUUCCCCACCUGAAGAGUUGAUGGUUGUGGGUUGAUCUGUUGGAGCGCCGUCUACAGCCAACCCUGUACCAGUUGCCCUUGCCAUUCCAGUACUGUACCAGUUAAGCUAUACCAGUGCCAUUAUGUUGUUGUCUCGCUGGUAUCUGCUGCUACUCUGGUCUCUACUGGUUCUACUGGUCCAGUCCCCCCUAACCCAGUCCAGACCAGCUGCUUCCCUCAGUGACACCGACAGUGACACAGCUGACAUGCUUACAUCGUCGGAGGAUGAGGAUGAUGACGAAGAGUCUUCCUCAGAGGAAAAUAAACUGUACAACAACCAGAAGCUCCAACCGAUGGCUCCUCGUUGGGUGACUCCAGACAAGAUGGAAAAGAGGCUCCAUGCCGUUCCUGCCAGUAAGACUGUUAAAUUCCGUUGCCAGGCGACUGGUAAUCCCACUCCAACUUUGCGGUGGUACAGGAAUGGAAAAGAGUUCAGGAGAGACCAGCGGAUUGGAGGCUUCAAGCUCAGAGACCACAUGUGGACUAUAAUAAUGGAGUCUGUGGUUCCGUCUGAUAAAGGCAACUACACAUGUCUGGUGGAGAACAAGCAUGGCAGCCUCACACACACCUACCAGCUGGACGUAGUGGAACGUUCCCCUCACAGGCCCAUCCUCCAGGCAGGCCUGCCAGCUAAUCGUACGGCAGUGGUGGGUAGUGACGUGGAGUUUGUCUGUCGAGUGUUCAGUGACCCUCAGCCCCACAUCCAGUGGCUCAAACGCAUCACCAUUAACGGCAGCAGAGUGGGGACAGACGGAUUACCCUACGUACGUGUACUGAAGACUGCAGGGUUUAACACCACAGACAGGGAGAUGGAGGUGUUUACUCUGAGGAACGUGUCUGUGGAGGAUGAGGGAGAGUACACCUGUCUGGCAGGAAACUCUAUUGGAAUGUCUCACCACUCUGCCUGGCUCAGCGUGAUCAAAGACGUGCCCCCCUCCCCCGUCCCGUCUCAGGCCUACCUGCAGAUUUUCAUCUACUGUGUCGGCUUCUUCAUCAUCAUGCUCCUAAUCGCCAUAGCGACCGCCUGCCGAUUACGCUGCUCCCCGAAGAAGAGUGACUUCAGUAGCCAGCUGGCUGUUCAUAAACUGGCGAAGAGCAUUCCCCUACGCAGACAGGUGUCAGUAGACUCCUCCUCCUCUCUGCAGUCUGGCGUGUGUCUGGUCAGACCCUACCGCCUCUCCAGUGGAGCCACGCCCAACCUGGCCGGCGUGUCAGAAUAUGAGCUGCCUGCGGACCCGCUCUGGGAGCUGUCACGGGACAGGCUGUCUCUGGGCAAGCCACUGGGUGAAGGUUGUUUUGGUCAGGUGGUGCUAGCAGAGGCUGCAGGUCUGGACAGAGAAAAACCCUCCCGUCUCACCAUGGUCGCAGUGAAGAUGCUUAAAGCGGACGCCACAGAGAAGGACCUGAGUGAUCUGAUCUCUGAGAUGGAGAUGAUGAAGAUGAUCGGGAAACACAAGAAUAUCAUCAACCUGCUAGGAGCCUGCACACAGGAUGGCCCUCUCCACGUGGUGGUAGAGUAUGCAUCUCAGGGCAACCUGAGAGAGUACCUGCGGUGUCGGAGGCCUGUGGGUCUGGAGUACUGGUCUGGGCCUACCCAGGCCCCCUUGGACACGCUGGAGGUCAGGGAGCUGGUGUCUGCUGCCUAUCAGGUGGCCAGGGGCAUGGCUUACCUCGCCUCACAGAAGUGUAUCCACAGAGACUUGGCAGCCAGGAAUGUGUUGGUGACAGAGGACAAUGUGAUGAAAAUUGCAGACUUUGGGCUGGCCAGAGACAUCCACCACAUAGACUACUACAAGAAGACAACCAACGGUCGUCUGCCAGUGAAAUGGAUGGCACCGGAGGCUCUGUUCGACCGCAUCUACACACACCAGAGUGACGUGUGGUCGUUUGGUGUGUUGCUGUGGGAGAUCUUCACUCUAGGAGGCUCUCCCUACCCUGGUGUCCCCGUGGAGGAGCUGUUCAAACUGUUGAAGGAGGGACAUCGUAUGGACAGACCAGCCGCCUGCACAGAGGAGCUGUACAUGAUGAUGAGAGACUGCUGGCAUGCUGUUCAGUCUCACAGACCAACCUUCAAACAACUGGUAGAGGAUCUGGACCGCAUGCUCUCACUCAUGGCCAACCAGGAGUAUUUGGAUCUGUCCAUCCCUGCGGUCCAGUAUUCUUCAGUGGGCCCAGACACCAGCAGCUCCUCUGACUCUGUCUUCUCCCGGGAGCCGACCCACAGAGCAGAGUACUCUACCCGGAGCCCGUCCCGGACCUCCACCCUGCUCUACAACCAGCACACCCCCCCUAGGACCCCUUCUCGAACCUCUACCCUGGCCUACGACCACCAUAUUCCCUCCUGGACCCCCCCCCGGACAUCCACCCUGACCUACACCAUACCUACCCGGCACACCACCACCCGGGGACACAGCCAACGUUGAUCUACACCUCACUUUUAGUCAGUCUCUACCAUGUUCUCUGCCCCCCUCCUACCCCCAGCCCCUCCUUCCCCCAACCCCCUGGCUUCUACCCCCAGCCCCUCCUUGGUGACUGGGAGGCCUACCAGAGGGGAGGACACUACCUGAGUGCUUUAACCCCUCGUUAUCCAGUCUGCCCCGGAGCGGUUUCAUUUGACCUGCUUAGCAUUUCUGGGGAGAGGCUCAUUAACAAAGAUUAAGACAAUGGCAAAGAUAGACAGACAGAGGUCUUAUGACUCUGUUAUAACCAUGACUUUUCACAAAGACUGGGCUCUUCUGUUCUCCUCCCUAGGAGUAUACUGAACUAUUAAUAAAGGGAUACUCACACAGGAGCAAGAGGCGGAGGAGGAGGCUGCUAAACAUUAUUUUCAUCGCCAUAUUAUGCAACAAACUGCUGCUUCAUGAGUAAACCAUACAGGCUAUAAAAAGGAAAUCUUCCCAUGGGAAAACAAAUAAUUCAGUUAUUUUUUAUUUAACCUUUAUUUAACUAGGCAAGUCAGUUAAGAACACAUUCUUAUUUACAAUGACGGCCUACCAAAAGGCAAAAGGCCUCCUGCGGGGACGGGGGCUUUUUUAUAUAAAUACAGUAUAUUAUGAAUUGUGUCAUCUGAAAAUAUAUCUCCAGUGUUACUUUUUUAGAUGGCUGCUUGUUUUUAUCCCUGUCAAUGAAAGUACACCUAAGAGUGGAGUGGAUAUGAUGCUAUGUGUUCGAAUCAGAAGAAAGAAGUAGGUAAGAUGCUAUGUGUUUUAAUAAGCUAAUAUCAUACCAGCAGUGUUAGUCAGGGCUUGUCUACAGUUACAGUAUCACUCUCUAGUCUAGGCUCUAUGGACACCAGUGUUACGUUGAAGGUAAUGAUGAUGUUGUUGAUAAUGUUAACGAUAAUGUAAAUGGUUUUAAAACAGUGGCAAAUGCACUUAUCGCCAAUGGAAGUCGACCUUCCUUUACAGUGAAUGCCUUUAUUUAAAGGACUGUUAAUAAAGACGACAGUAUUACAAAA
Molecule: messenger RNA, 4097 nt
Organism: Salvelinus fontinalis (brook trout)
Lineage: Eukaryota; Metazoa; Chordata; Actinopteri; Salmoniformes; Salmonidae
Gene: fgfr1b
Product: fibroblast growth factor receptor 1b
Exons: 17
Coding region: 724-3063 (779 amino acids)
Biological process (GO): protein phosphorylation; positive regulation of kinase activity; multicellular organism development
Cellular component (GO): membrane; signaling receptor complex
Molecular function (GO): fibroblast growth factor receptor activity; ATP binding; fibroblast growth factor binding
Source: RefSeq, a predicted model, not a curated record